Molecule: messenger RNA, 5571 nt
Organism: Megalopta genalis
Lineage: Eukaryota; Metazoa; Arthropoda; Insecta; Hymenoptera; Halictidae
Product: acyl-CoA:lysophosphatidylglycerol acyltransferase 1
Biological process (GO): phosphatidylinositol acyl-chain remodeling
Cellular component (GO): endomembrane system; endoplasmic reticulum
Molecular function (GO): acyltransferase activity
Source: RefSeq, a predicted model, not a curated record
GCAACAAGAUAAUUAAACAAUCAAAAUUCGAGAAAUUUUCUACACUGAAAAAUGUUGUUCCGAGAAAAACAUAUUCAAAUUUUGAAGACAAUAUAAACAUAUGUAGAUGUACGCAUACGUUUCCAGUUCUCUAUUUCGAAAACUGGCUUGCAUUAAAAUCUCAGACCUUUUGUGUGUCAUUCUCUCUCGCACUGCAUGAAAUGGAUUUAAACUAGUGCUUAAAUGAGGAAAAGAAUUUGUCUAACUUUUUGAAAUUGCCCGUACCGUUAUUCGUCAAAUCUCGAUAGGAUCGAUUGCAAAUUGCAGCAGAACGUUUGAAGCAGCCUAAUAAGUUUCGUCGCUGUUCUAUUUACACACGUUGCGUCCGCUGUGGUGAUUUUGCGUACAGCGGGCAGAACGGAACUAUGGUGUAUUUUCGAAAAAAAAACGUCAUGCGAGCGAUCGACGAGCCAAUAAAUUGAUUAACGGCAUGGCUUUAUCUUGGUAGCGGUGCACGCUAGUCGAAAUCGACGAUAUCGCAGGCUAUAACUCGGCGAUAAAGUUGCACGGGGCAGGUCGAUUGAAAUUUUUCACUGCGUCGGAAUUGUUAUCAAAAGACUCGGGGUCUCAUGUAAACAGCACGCGGGAUCUUGUGUGUCAUCCGAUCUAAUGGUCCUUAUUAUGUAAUUUGUGCACCGGCUGAAUGCUAUGCUCGAAAAAAUCUGGAUGAAAAUUAAUAGAAUUCGCGUCACGAGCGGUGUCUUUCGAAAAUGACUGACUCUUCUUCCUCUUCUUCUUUCGCAAGGGUAAUCAGUAAAGUAUUGACUUUUAUAAAAUGUAUUGCUCGAACUGGCUUUGUGAUAUUAAACAAUGUUUACUGUAUACCAACGUAUGUAGUAUGGAUGACAUUAUUGUUUCCUGUAAAAGUUUAUCAGCCUCAAGUAUAUUGGCGUAUCGAAGGACUAUUUUUCCAUUGGUUAUUAGCAAUGGUAUCGAUGUGGACUUGGUCCGCAGGUUACGACAUUAUAGAACAAGGUGAUGAUAUAGAGAAACUAAUUAGUGACAGAACAUUAGUAAUAGCGAACCAUCAAAGUACUGGUGAUGUUCCUAUACUAAUGACAACAUUUAAUGCGAAACCAAACGUGUUGCCUAAUCUAAUGUGGAUUAUGGACAGGAUUUUUAAAUUUACAAACUUUGGUAUAGUUUCUGUUUUACAUCAGGACUUCUUUAUUGUGUCUGGUCGUAAAAAGAGAGAAGAAAGUUUAAAGCAACUUGAGAAACAUCUGAAAGAAUCGUACAUUCCACUUAAUAGGGAAUGGAUGGUUCUGUUUCCAGAAGGAGGUUUUUUAUGUAAAAGAAGAGAGACUUCGCAGAAAUAUGCUAAAAAAAAUAAUCUUCCUAUUUUGGAGAAUGUAACUCUGCCACGUUUAGGAGCAUUGCAGACUAUAUUUGAUACAGUUGGUCCAUCACAUAAUAAUAAUAGAUCAAAUCAAGAAUUAGAUAAUAGAGCAAGUAUGGUAGUAGCAAAACCUGAAAUCAAUUGGGUUCUUGAUAUAACAAUAGCAUAUCCUCAAGGUAAACCAAUUGAUUUACCUACAAUUAUAACUGGUUCCAGACCACCGUGUGAGACAGUACUGUUUUACCGAGUUUUUCCUAGUUUAGUGGUUCCUCGGGAACCAGAAUUAUUAUCUAAAUGGUUGUAUGAUAGGUGGGUUGAAAAAGAAGCACUUUUGGAUAACUUUUAUAAGUAUGGAACAUUUGUUGGUACACAAGCAUCGCCCAAUGAAGGUUCCAAGAUCCAUCAGGAUCCAUUAAGAUUCCUAGUCCUUCAUUUAUUUUUUAUAACAUCUAGUUAUAUUCAUUACAAUAUAUUUACAUACAUGCUCUCUUGCUUCUGGUAAAGCGUUUUAUUCUAUAUAAAAGAUUACGUUCAGACACGAGUGAAAUUACAAUGUGGUAGAGUAACAAACAAAAAAAAUAUUCCUGCCUUAAAUACUACUCUUGAUGUUGACUAAUAAAACUAACGAGUGUAUGAAUUGUCAAUUCCAAGUGAAUGUUUAUAACUAGAUAUGAAAUAGAUAGUUAAUUGCAACCACCGUUUUUAUUGCUAUGAAAAAUUAUUUAAUCACAACAUAUCUGUUAUCAUUAAUUACACGAACAUAAUUAUACAGAUUUCCAUAUUUCUGUCAUGGGAUGCAAAGAAGGCUUGAUGUUGAAAUAACAAUAUUUUUAUUUCGAUAACGAUGUUCCUUGUGAAAAUUUUUUGCACAGUUGUAUACAUCUUUGUUAUAGUUAGUCAUUCCUCAGAAUGUUUAUUUUAAUUUAUACAGUGAGACAUAUGGGGUUCUUCAUAACAUUAUAUUUGUAACAUAAUAUUUAUGAUAUAAUUGUAAAGAAGGAAACGUGUCUUCGGUGGAAGACAUUAAAAAGAAUACAACUGUCAUGAUUACAAUGACAAUGAUAUUUUGUACGAACGAAUAACGGAUCAGAUUCAUUUGAAUGAAAUAUUAUGAUAUAUCAUCGAUACUUCGGAAGUUCUAAAAACAUGCAAAUUAUGUGUAUUCGGCUUCUUUAUAUUAAAUUAAUUAUAAAGAACAGAAUUAAUACUUUUUACGUUCGAACUUGUAAAAGUUAAAUGAUUUAACAUCUGUUAAUGUGACGCCUCCACUUGGGCGAUAGUUCUAAACGUGGUUUUAAACGAUAGAUUUAAUAUUCUAUUUACAAGAAAAGAGUGAAAAUGUGUCUACACUUGAUUAUCUGUCUGGAGGACUCGGCAGCAUUUGAGAGCGUUUUUCACAGUAUUCUGCAUGUGUGUUUUGUAAUACAAUAUCUUAAGUAAUCGCAAAAUAUUCUAUGAAAUGGAAUUGCAAAGAUAUAAUAGCAAAUUGUUACUGCUCUUGUUUAGAAGUGGUCAUCACGAAUACUGUUUCAAAGGAAUAUCCAUCUAUUUGUGAUACUCGAGAGAGAAAGAGAGAGAAAGAUAGAGAGAGAGAGAGAGAGAGAGAGAGAGAGAGAGAAAGAGAGAAAAGAAGAAAAAGAAAAAGUAUUUUUUCAAUGCGAAGUCAAUCAUACAAAAAUAAUUUUUUAAAUCACGUAUUAGAAAAUCUAUAUAAGUUCGUAAUUCUAUGAAGUAGAUGUGAAAAUUAGUAACAAAAUGUUCAGAAAACUUGGCAGAAAUAAAAAAAGUCGUGUUUUGGUAAGGUCGAUCGAAGUAAGUAAGAUGUAUACUUUAUUGCUAAAUUUCAAACCAAUAAUGAUGCUGUUCAGUGACGGAAAACAGCCGUGCCUUGUUCCUACGGACAAACCUCAGCGUUAAUUGUAUAUAUUCUUAGCGAAUCUCUUACGAUUGCAAUCUUAACGAUUGAACCUGCGCCUACUAAAUUAAUUUUUUUAAGAUAAUCAGGUUCCAUUGAUUGAAAAUAAAGAAAAAAGGUACCAUAGAAAUAAAAACGGGCGAGUCGAUGGCAUAUCUUCUAUGCUGCCUAAUUGGAUAUUACGAGGUAAAAGUAUAUAGCCCAAAUCGAAAGCAAUUUCCAGACUGAUUUAUUCGGGGAACUAAAAUAGUUGGAGCGCAUAAGAAUGAACAUCUGUUGUCGUCGUAUACUACGCAUAGCAAUUAGACUUUUUCUAUGGUUACUAUAACGUAACGAGAAACAUUUUUAUAUAAAUGUAUCUGUUCCAAUGACAAACUAGAACUUUACAAAUCGAAAGAGUGUAAAUGUACAACAAUUUCAAUGAGACCGGUGUUACAGUCUUAUUGAACGUCGGGCGUAUGUAUCAUUCGCCUCUUAAGAAGAAAUCAUUUUCUUUAAUACUUGAUCAUACUAUGGCACGGAAAUUUUGUAUACGUAUUUGCAUACAAAAAUACAGUACCGUUGCAACGUAUGAAUAUCUUUAUGCAUUUCCUUGCAUUUAACGCAGAAUUUGAAAGAAAAACAUUCACAGAGUGUACAUAUAUACACAUACACGCAUAUGUAUAUGUCAUUCACAGAGCUUAGAGCUUGACACGCCGAUACGAAAAAUGUUUAAAUCAAAAAGCAAUUUUCACCUCAAUUGUAUUCUCUACUCCGCAGCAAUGUAUCCGACUUUUUUAUCGUUUAGUUUUAUGUCCUCAUGUUUAUGAAGUAUUUAAGGAAAUCUGAAUCACUGCGAUAGAAUGUUUCUAGUCUUGGUUGCAAAUUUUUUAAAUGAACAAACACGAGAUUCUAAAUGUACCAGUAAUUGUACUAUAAGAAAUUUAUAAGUUUAUUAAUAAAAUUUGUUUUACAAUAUAAUGAUCGUUGUGCAUCGUUCGGAACUGUUCGAUUAACGAUGUAUAUCGAGACGAAAUGAAAUAACUUUAUUGCGGAUCAGAAACGAAAAAAGUAUGUGUAUCAUGGUUUUACUAAUAUUUAAUUACCAACUAAGGACAAACUGAGAAGAAAUCGUGUAACAUAAUGAUGCUUGCAUAAUAGCAUAUAUCCUUCGUUACAAGGGCCAAUAUUUUUGAGAUAUUUAGAUACAUUAGAUUUUUAAUAUAACGUACGGUACAAUAAAAAAUGGGAACUCAAGUUUCAUUGAAACACGAAGCAAUGUAAUUUAAAGGAACAACUCUACAGAUUACAAUAAAAUUUAUUCAUUAUAUAUUUAUAGUUAUGGCACAGAGUUUGAUUUUAUAUUGAUUACGCAUUGUAAAUCGCAUUAGAGAAGUUAGUUUCACACCUUGUACAGCACACUGCAAUCAGAUAUCAGUGUAGCGUGUAGUAGAUAAAAGAAAUUUAAUGAUAAGUUAUCACAUAAGUCCUGUUGGUUGUGUUUUAAUUUUUUCUUAUUUUACUCUCGUUACUAAGUUAUAUACAAAGAGCAGUAUUACUCAUAUGCAGUAUUUAUAAAAUAACGUUCAUUAUUAUUUUAAAUUAUACUGCAUAUUUUGUAAAUAUAUGAGUGAUAGUAUCUUUGUGUUACGUUUAAACGAUAUUUAAAAUAUCCUAUUCUUCUGAUGAAGAUCUUGUUACGAUUAUUCUACGUGAUAAAAUGCAAUUUGUAUUUAGUAGGCAUCGAACUAACAAUAUUCAAUUAAUAUUGCUGAUAAAAAUUUGAGAACUGGUAGAAUGAAUUUUCUGAUACUGAUAUUUAUAAUGUUCGUGUGCUGUAUCAAUUGUGAUUAAACGCCUUAGUUUCACCUUCCAAUAUCGAUGUAUUGCGAACGAUUCUAUAAAUAAUAUAAACAUGUAACUAAAAAAACCUAUUCAAACUAUUUUUCCAUAAUGAAUGUAACACGAAUGGUUUUUUAUGUCAACGUAAAAGAUUUGUGUCGUUCCGAAAUCCAGAUCAACUUUAAAAUAAAAAUAUCAGGACAUUAUCACGUUUUUUUUUAUUGCGGAACUGAUUGCACAAUUCAACAUGUUUACGUUGGACGAUGCGCAUCUAAUUGUGCAUCUAAUUAUUCAAAACAUUCUGACUGCAUACUAAUGUUCAACUGUAUACAAACAGUGUGUAAAAAUUAAUGUAAAUGCAACCUAACGUAAGUUCUCCAAACUUUAAAGGAGAAUAUAACUUGCUUGUAUUGUCUUUUCUUAUAAGAACUUUAAUAAAAUUAUUGUUUUCAAACGA